Molecule: messenger RNA, 2718 nt
Organism: Balaenoptera ricei (Rice's whale)
Lineage: Eukaryota; Metazoa; Chordata; Mammalia; Artiodactyla; Balaenopteridae
Gene: CCDC87
Product: coiled-coil domain containing 87
Exons: 1
Coding region: 16-2661 (881 amino acids)
Source: RefSeq, a predicted model, not a curated record
GCCGCCUGGUGUAAGAUGGAGCCAUAUAAGCCCGAGCCCGAGUUCCAGCGGUUUUACCACCGGUUGCUGCGUCCGCUGUCUCUCUUCCCCCGCACGACGACGCGCACAGAGUCUCAGAAGCGCCUCCCGCAGGAGGUCCCGAUGCUGCUGCCCCUACCGGUCUCAGGGCUGACGGUGGCGUCGCUCUGCCGCCAGGUAGCCGAGCGGCUGGCCAACAGCGGGCUGGAGGCGCGCGCGCCUCGCAAGGUACGACUCCGUUUCACCGAGGUCAUCUUGGACGAGCUGAAGUGCAGCUGGCAGGAGCCCCCCACCGAACCUGGUCUGAGCCACUUGAACAAUCAGAGGCUGCGGAAGCGGCUCCUGGUCUACGUGCUGCUCAGCAGCGAGCAGCUCUUCGUACGCUACCUGCACCUUCAGAAGAUCAUGUCGACCCCCGCAGCUGUCUUCACCGAAUCAGCCACGCUCACCCGGUUGGCCGCCAGCCUCGCCAGGGACUGCACAGUCUUCCUCACCGGCCCCGAGGUCUACCGUGGCCUGCUCGCUGACUUCCGCGCCCUGCUGAAGGAAGGGCAGGUCCAAGUCUGCGUUCCCAGAGUGCGCCCCCUCGGCCCCACUGGGGCUUUCAGGCUCUGCCCUAUCCCAUGGCAUCACAGCACUGGCUUUGCCCAAGUGCCGUAUUUCAACCUCAGCCUGAACUACCUCAUCCAGCUCAGCCGCCCGCGGGAGUUUGUCAGUGAGCCUGAACCGGAUCCAGUGAAGGAAUUGAAGUCCAUUCCCCAGCUGAAGAAGAAGAAGCCUCUCCGCUGGCUGUCCACCAUGCAAAAGAGGAGAGAAAGCAACUUCAAUUCACAGAUUGCCUCACUGCCUGGGUCCUCUGUGGCUCCCCCCAGCCAGGCUCCCCCCACCUCCCACUUGCCCCUCUCCUCCCAGCUCCAGAGGGGCCAGUCCAUGCCCUCUCUGCGUGAGGGCUGGAAACUAGCAGAUGAGUUGGGCCUUCCUCCAUUCUCUCCUCGCCCCUUAACCCCACUGGUCCUGGUUGCAGAGAGCAAACCAGAGCUGGAAGGGGACACUGUGGCUGAGGACCUGAAGCAGAGGAUGAAGAACAUGCACUUGGGGUGGUCUCACUACUCACCGCUGGACUCGGGCCUGCCCCCACUCUUGGGGGCCCUGACCUACCGCCCAGCUGCAAAACAUCACAUGGAAGAGCUGCAGAGAAUGUUGAAGGGCCUCGAGGAGAAGGAAGCCUCAGAGCAGUGGAGCCUCCAGCCCCCCAGAUCCCCUCCCCUUGAACCACAGCCAGUGACUGUUACUUUGAAGCUAAGAAAUCAGGUGGUCCAGGCAGCUGCUGUACAGGUCUCAGCAAGAAACUUUUUGGAUUCCUUCCACGUUGAGGGGGCCGGAGUCCUAUACAACCACCUGGCUGGUGAACUGGAACCCAAACUUAUCGAGGAAAUGGAUACUGAUCGCACUUUUGGCAGUAGCAUUGGGAAGGUCUACAAGGAGCUGAUGAGCUGUGUCUCUAAUGACCACUUCUCUUUUGACCAGGGGCCCCUGGUUGAGCCUGCAGCCAAUGAAGACUGGUCGGCCUUCCUAUCCUCAGCCUUUCUACGUCAAGAAAAACAGCGUCAUAUCAUCAACACCAAGCUGGCUGGACUUUAUUCCCAGAGAGCUAACACUUUACAGUCCAACCCUGAUAAGAUGUCCUCCCUCACAUCACUCCAAGCAAGUAAAAGCUGGGAGAAGUGGUCAAACAAGGCCUCAUGGCUGAACUGGUGGAAAACGACUUUGUCUGUGGGUGACUACUUCAAGUACCUCACCACCCAGCAGACAGAUUUCCUCCAUGUCAUCUUCCAAAUGUAUGAAGAGGAGGUUCCUGUGGAGAUCGUGGCCCCUGUCAGAGAGUCCCUGGAGAUUCAGCACCCACCUCCCUUGCUGGAAAACGACGAGCCAGACUUUGUGCCAGGAGAGUGGGAUUGGGACACGGUGCUGGAGUGCAGGCUGGGAACUAAGAACAACAGCCUCCUGGAAGACUCUCACAAAAUCCUGAGCCUGCAGAAGCGUCUGGAGCGGCUGUGGUCCAUGCUUGAGGUCCCUGACAAAGACCGGCUGGACAUGGCCAUCAAGUACAGCUCCAAUGCCCGCCUGAGGCAGCUGCCGUCACUGGUGAGUGCCUGGGAGCGGGCCUUGCAGCCCAUUCAGCUGCGGGAGACAUUGCUGGGGAGACUGGAGUGCUUUGAGCGACAAGCCUCCGACCCUAACCGCUUCUUCCACAAGACCGACAUGGGCCUGAGUCGCUUCCUGGAGGAGAAUCAGAUCCGCAACCAUCUCCAUAAGAGGCUCAGUCUAGUGGAGGCUCCUUUGGUUCCCCUCCUGGAGGAGAUCGAGUUAGUCUUUGGUGAGCCAGUGACCUUCAAGGGGCGGCACUACCUGGACAAGAUGAAGCAUGACAAAGUGGAGAUGCUCUACUGGCUGCAGCAGCAGCGGCGGGUCCGCCACCUGGUCCGGGCCAAGAGGGCCUCCCAUCAGUCAGCCCUGUCCAGGAAGCUCAGCAGCCAGCCUUUAGUAGCCCUUGGUAAUACCCCAUUACUCUUUGACCAGACCAAGUGCCCUCAGAUCCCUCCCUCACCCCCAUACACCCAGCAGCUCACCCAGACCUCUUGACUGCUUUGAAAGAAGAAAUAUCUGGGAGUGCGGGGUUCAGGAAAACUGUGCUUCCAA